AUGGAUGAUUCCAAUGGGAGUGCAGCCAAUCCCAGCGGUGUUCAGGGUCAGGUGAUGCCCAUGGAGGAGUUGGGGUGUAACUCAGGAUGGGGGGUGAGGGUGAAGGGGGAGCAGGGGACGAGAGAGGACAGGCGGCUGGCGGGGGUGUGUGGUCUGGCUAACAGUGGUAACUCCUGCUACAUGAACGCUGUGCUGCAGUGUCUCUUCUCCACUGUGCCGUUGGUGGAACACCUUCUCAGCUCACACAAACGCUCCCAGCUGGCCAAGCGUAACAGUCCUGUAGUGGGGGUGUUUGUGCACCUCUUCCAUGAGGUGUGGCAGGGUCAGGGGGUACCAGCUUCACCUCUCCAGGGGAUGAGGGCCUUGGUCUCCUCCCUGCACCCCCAGUUCAACAACCAAUCACAGCAGGACGCCCAGGAGCUACUCCUCCUCCUGCUCAACGCCCUGCAUGAUGACCUCAAGAAUCAUCUCUUCGAGGGACAACUCAGCUACCAGAUGCUGUGUCUGCGCUGCGACGGACACUCCCACAGCAACCAAGUCUUCACCAUCCUGUCUCUGCCUAUACCACUGGACUCAUACAAGUGCUCCCUACAGGACUGCCUGUCGCUGUUCUUCCAGCAGAGUACGUUGACGUGUGGAGAUCAGAAGUUGUGUCCAGAGUGUGGAGUGAAGAGAGACACAGCUGUCCUCACCAGCAUGGCCAAACCACCUGAGAUACUGGUGCUGCACCUCAAACGUUUUGGUUGCCAUGGGAGUGAGAAGAGGAAGUUGAGGACCAAUGUGUUGUUCUCAUUGGACAGUUUAGACCUAACCCCCUUCCUGUCCAGACCCUCAGCCAAUCACACCAGCUACUCUCUACGCAGUGGUGCCAAACAUGAACACAUGACUCCGUCGGUGUGUCUCUCCCCCGUCCAGAACCACACAGGAGACCUGGACAUGGGUCACUACACGGCCCUGUGCCACAGUUCCCUGUCCAGCAGCUGGCACCACUUCGACGAUACGGCCGUGAGUGAGGUAGUGGACUUCUUGGUGCAGUCUCCUAACGCCUACAUCCUGCUGUACAGCCGUCAACCCUUCCACAGGCCCAACAUACCCCGGAUCUGA
Oncorhynchus gorbuscha (pink salmon) is the source of this 1104-nucleotide messenger RNA. RefSeq names its product putative ubiquitin carboxyl-terminal hydrolase 50. Gene Ontology annotation, cellular component: dendritic spine; midbody; extrinsic component of endosome membrane. Lineage: Eukaryota; Metazoa; Chordata; Actinopteri; Salmoniformes; Salmonidae. The record is from RefSeq and is a predicted model, not a curated record. Gene Ontology annotation, molecular function: cysteine-type deubiquitinase activity. Gene Ontology annotation, biological process: endosome organization; Ras protein signal transduction; protein K48-linked deubiquitination. Bases 1 to 1104 code for a protein of 367 amino acids. The transcript is spliced from 7 exons.